CGACGAAUCGAUUAUCUUAUCUAAACUUACUUGGCCGUUCCUGAAAAAAUUCUCGAUCUCCUUUGAUUCGCAGCCAUGAAAACCUCUCUCCGACGGUUGCGAGGGGUGCUUCACAGGCACGAUGAAUCCAAGGAUCGGAGAGAUCUCCGAUCUCUUGCUCACAACAAUGACGAGCUCGCCCAGGCUUCCCAGGACGUGCAAGAGAUGAGGGAUUGCUAUGAUAGCUUGCUCUCUGCUGCUGCUGCUACUGCUAAUAGUGCUUAUGAAUUUUCUGAAUCUUUGAGAGAACUAGGCGCUUGCCUUCUUGAGAAAACUGCUCUAAAUGACGAUGAAGAAAGUGGUAGGGUGUUGCUUAUGCUGGGAAAAUUGCAGUUUGAACUGCAAAAAUUUGUUGAUAAAUAUCGGUCUCACAUUUUUCAAACGAUAACAGUCCCCUCAGAGUCACUUCUUAAUGAACUCCGCAUAGUUGAGGAAAUGAUGCGGCUUUGUGAUGAGAAAAGGAAUGUUUAUGAAGGGAUGCUUACAAGACAGAGAGAGAAAGGGAGGUCGAAGGGUGUGAAAGGAGAAACUUUUUCGACUCAGCAACUACAAGAAGCCCAUGAUGAAUAUGAAAACGAGACAACUUUAUUUGUUUUCCGCUUAAAAUCCUUAAAACAAGGGCAAACCCGUAGUCUUUUGACUCAGGCAGCACGCCACCAUGCAGCACAGUUAUCCUUCUUCAAGAAGGCUCUUAAUUCCCUUGAAGAAGUUGAGCCACAUGUACAGAUGGUAACUGAGUCGCAGCACAUUGAUCACCAUUUCAGAGGAUUAGAAGAUGAUGAUGGGGAUGAUGAAAUCGAAAACAAUGACGACGAUGGUUCUGAGGUCAAUACUGAUGGAGAGUUGAGUUUUGAAUAUAGAGAGAAUUUCAAGGACAACCAUACGGAUUCUUCACCUGUUCUCUCCUCAGAGCUGGGUCAGUCAGACAUCACAUUUCCACUAGUUGCAGGACCAAACACUGCGCAGCAGAAACAUGAGGAAGGAAAUUACAGGAAGUCUUAUUCCUUUAGGAGAGAUGUUAGGAUAGAGAGCCAAUCAGCACCUCUCUUUUUCGAAAACCGCACAACUCUCCCUUCAGAUAAACUGUUACGGAUGCGAUCAUCUCUGACGCGGAAAUUCAGCACUUACGCAUUGCCGACGCCUGCGGAAACAGCAAGAAGUCCCUCAUCUAUGACAAGUCUUCGUAACAACAGCAACAUGGCUUCAUCUAACCCUGCAAAGGCAAUUACAAAACAGGUUUGGCAUUCAUCCCCAUUAGAAGCUCCUGGACCUGCAAAGUUCUCUUCUAGACCAGUGACAGCCUUGAAAGAACAAGUCCUGAGAGAGAGUAACAAGAAUGUAUCUUCUCGGUUGCCUCCACCUUUAUCAGAUGGACUGUUGUACUCUCGUAUGGGGACACUCAAGAGACGAUCCUUUUCUGGUCCACUAACAAGUAGACCCUUGCCUAACAAGCCUCUGUCUUCAGCGCCUCGUUUAUACUCAGGUCCAAUCCCAAGGAAUCCAGUUUCCAAGCUACCAAAAGUGUCAUCAUCAUCUCCAACUGCUUCUUCCCCUACUUUUGUCUCAACACCUAAAAUAAGCGAGCUCCAUGAGCUUCCUAGACCACCACCAUCAAGCAGCUCUGCUAAGUCCUCUAGGGCAUUUGGAUACUCAGCACCUCUGGUUUCGAAAAGCCAAUUGCUUGGUAAACCUCUAAUUUCAAGUUCACCAUCUCCUCUCCCGACACCACCUGUAAUCUCUCGUAGCUUCUCUAUACCUACUAGCCACCUUAGAGCAGCAGAGUUAGAUAUGUCUAAGACGACUCCCUCGCCUCCUUUAACCCCAAUGUCAUUGACCCAUCCACCUCCUUCUGCUCUCCCUGAGCAUGCAGACCACCUAACCAUGUCCAAACAAGAGAGGAAGACUUAA
Molecule: messenger RNA, 1947 nt
Organism: Eruca vesicaria subsp. sativa (arugula)
Lineage: Eukaryota; Viridiplantae; Streptophyta; Magnoliopsida; Brassicales; Brassicaceae
Source: the annotation of a GenBank genome assembly